Scylla paramamosain (green mud crab) is the source of this 3877-nucleotide messenger RNA. RefSeq names its product cytochrome P450 3A41-like. The coding region runs from base 330 to 1835 and encodes 501 amino acids. NCBI's taxonomy places the organism in Eukaryota, Metazoa, Arthropoda, Malacostraca, Decapoda, Portunidae. Gene Ontology annotation, molecular function: monooxygenase activity; heme binding; iron ion binding. The record is from RefSeq and is a predicted model, not a curated record. The transcript is spliced from 7 exons.
CGAAACGUAUCGUUCGGCCCGCUUCCACCGCCACAGAGGGAAGCUGUAAACCUACCCCUUCACCAUAGUUAUACAAGUAGCCAAGGACUUUACGCUUCGUUAUGCUUACGUGUCACAAACAACCUUCAUUAACUUCUAGAUUUUAUGUGAUAAUUAUUAUCUCCCUUGCCCUCGCGUAAUGUUAUCGAUGUGUAUGUGUGUGCCCGAGGCCUGUCGGACUGCACCAACAGAAGAUAUUAAGCCACGGGAAAGAUAGCAACGGGUGUAUAACUGUGGAACGAAGACAUAUCUUCUUCAGGGAGUGACGGCGCGGACCUCGUGGCGGCGCGAUGGGGCUGGAGACGUGGGUACUGCUGGCGACGGUGGCGGUCCUGGCGUGGCUGUAUACCAAGUGGCGCCACACCUACUGGGCUUCCAAGGGCGUCCCCUCCCCGCAUGCCACCCCAUUCCUGGGCCACUUCCAUAAGUCGUUCUUCGUCAAUAAGAGACUUUGGGAGUUUCAUCAAGCGAAUUACACAAAGUUUUACAAAUCGUCCAUGUGUGGCUUGUAUGAGUUUUCUAGGCCUAUUUUAGUAAUAUGGGGAACCGAAAUGCUAAAACACUUCUUCGUUAAGGAUUUCGAUCACUUUAGCGACCGAAGAGAUUUCAAAUUAAACUCUGGCCAUCGGAGGGAGAAGAUGGCCAUGGAGAUGGUUGCUCGCAAGAACGGCGAAGAGUGGAAGAAAAUGCGGGCCAUCAUCUCGCCCACCUUCAGCUCGGGCAAGAUCAAAAGCAUGUUUCCUCUGGUGUGCGACAAGGCCGAUGCUCUCGUCCAGUUCCUGAUGAGACAAGCGGCACAAAACCAGCAAGUGGAGAUGAAGAAGACCUUUGGCCGAUACACUCUGGACACGAUUGCUUCUUGCGCCUUUGGCAUAGAGUGUAAUUCUCUGGUUGACGAAAAUGCUGAAUUUCCUCGCAUGGUGGAAGCUUAUUUUGCUAAGAGUCCAGGCAGGGUAUUUAAAAUCUUAUUACAUAAAUUCAUACCAGGACUCUUCAAAUUGCUUAACAUUAGCAUACAGUCCCCAGCAGCAGACUUUUUCAUCGACGUUGUGAAGCAAGCGAUAGCGGCUAGGGAGGCCGGGAUGAAGCGAGGAGACUUUCUGGACCUGCUGCUGGAGGCGCGAGACAGCACCGGCGACCCCAACAGUAAAUACGUGCUGAACGAUCUGGGUAUUGUGGCGCAGUGCGUGAUGUUUCUCGUCGCCGGGUACGACACCACCACCUCCUUGCUGUCAUUCUCCUCUUUCUUGCUGGCCAAGCACGAGAACCAGCAGCAGCGCCUCCGAGACGAGGUGCAGCAACUGGUGAAGGAGCACGGCUGCAUCACCUACCAGGGCAUCAUGGAGGCCAAGCUGCUCGAGGCCUACCUUCAAGAAACUCUUCGGUUGUAUCCCCCUGGCAUACAGCUGGAGCGCGCCUGUACCAAGGCCUGCUCACUACCCGGCACUGGCCUAACCCUCAAACCUGGAGACUUGGUGCAGGUACCCAUCUGGUGCCUCCAUCACGACCCCAACUACUGGCCCGACCCUGAGACUUUCAUCCCGGACCGCUUCCUACCCGAGAACAAAGGCAACAUCCAUCCAUUUACACACAUUCCCUUCGGGAUAGGACCAAGAAACUGCAUAGCCAUGCGGUUUGCUCUGAUGGAAGCCAAGGUAGCACUGGCCAAGCUGUUGCUGGAAGCAGAGCUGAAGUUGGCGCCGGGCCACGAGGAGGUGACCAUAAUAUCAAGCAUUGCUUUGCGUCCUAAGGAUGGUGUGAUGGUGGUGUUGAAGCCACUCAAGAAAUUAAUUUAACCUGAGCUUCAUAUAUCAGACAAAUCUCUGACCUAACACCCACGCCGUGACGACCACCACUACUCCACCUGCAGCUUCAGACUCCCUAGAAGACGUCUCAAACACUAUUUUCAGAAACUAUACACCUCAUAAUUUUGCUCACAAACUGACUACCAUUUGAAACCUUUUCUUACAGUGUCAUGGGACAAAAAGUAAAAAAAAAAAAUAAUAAUAAUAAUAAUAAAUAAAUCAAUCAAUCAAUCAAAUAGGGGAAAUAGAAGAUAACAUAAUUCAGUAGUGAUCAUGUAAAAUUAUUUAGUUAAGAUUGACCUAAAGGAACGACAACUCCUCUAAGUAUUUUCUUUUUUAUUCGUAAAUAAACUUUGUAUAUAUUUUCGAGAUCAGUAAAAAUUCAAGACAAGGAUAUUAAAUGAAACUGUAAUCUAGAAAUUGACAAAUUAUAUAUAUUUGAUAUGAAAACUUGGCUUGACACACAUGAAUACAACAGCCCUACUGACGCCAGCACUAUGUGAAAACCAGAAAACCAAGGUUCCCGACUUUUGUUAAAUAAGUCAGAUAAAAAAUCCCUUUCACAAGCUGCUAUAGAUUAAGUGGAAACUUGUAGGGAAUGUUAAUUCUGUGUAGUUAUGGAGAAAUUCUGAGAAUAUUGUUUGAGAUCCAAAUUUGUAAAUAGACAGUGUUAGGGUCUGUCAGUAUGUGGAACUGUUAGCUAAGAUGUUUAAGAACAAUCCCAGAGAAGAGAAGGACUAUAAACUUUUAGGAAUAUUGCAAAAAAAAUCAUUAAAUUCUGGCGAAGGAUCUACUUUGUUAUGUGAGGCGCCCUAUACAAGGCCUGGCGGCAGACCGCAGGGCCCAGACGCUAAAUAGACAGUUUGUUGACAGGUACGUCACGUUGUUCUGAGAAUCUUAUGUUGUUUAUAAAACUUGUCUAUAUGGGAAUAACCAUUUGCUCCUAUUAUAAAGUGAAUACUUGUGUCAGACGCUAAACAGACUGCUUGUUGACAGAGAGAAGAGCAUUUAAAUUCCCUGGCUAGAUAUCUAUUUAGUUUUAAGGGAAAUAACUUCAGGAUGUAACUUAAAUUCAGAUUAGAUAGGUAAAUUAUCUUGGGAGUAUGUAAUAGUCAACACAAUAGUGAUACACAACAUAUUUUGAUGUAACACCAACUCUACUUUAGGAUGCUUAAUAUUGAAAAUUAAGGUAACCCUGGGCACACGUAAAUUAACUUUUUUGUAAGUUAUUUGAUUAUUUAAAAAUUUUCUCAUGAACUGAUUUAUGGGUAUUGUCACUUUUCCUAGUAUAGGGGUACCACAACUCCAAGGUAAUUGAAUAAUCUAUUAGAUAAACUAUUGUGUAUUUAGAAAGAAGAAUAAUAUGAGGCCUAUAUAUAUAUAUAUAUAUAUAUAUAUAUAUAUAUAUAUAUAUAUAUAUAUAUAUAUAUAUAUAUAUAUAUAUAUAUAUAUAUAUAUAUAUAUAUAUAUAUAUAUAUAUAUAUAUAUAUAUAUAUAUAUAUAUAUAUAUAUAUAGAUAGAUAGAUAGAUAGAUAGAUAGAUAGAUAGAUAGAUAGAUAGAUAGAUAGAUAGAUAGAUAGAUAGAUAGAUAGAUACUUAUUUCAAAUAAAAAUUAAUCUUUUGUCAUGGGAUUUUCCAGUGCCUUAUAGAACCCCAGCUAAUUAAUAAGAACAACACUACCAUACUACACAAAUAAAUGUAUUAGGCAUAAACCCACGGCUGGUGGCAGCUACCUUUAACUUUAACAAUCAAACAAACUUAAGGUGAAAACAAUCAAACAAAUGAUGAUAAAUCAAAACUAAACUGAACUUUAAUAUCAUAAGAACUGUAAUAUUUAAGAAAAAUACCCUCAAUACCCCCUCCGUAACAACAGCAGUCCUCUUUACAGUAUUAGUACACCUUAUGUCGACAGGGAUGCACUAUGUGAAUGUAUUUACAAGUAUUAGAGGGCCCUGUAAUGUAACAAAUGUAAAAUUAACAACAUUAUGUACAAUACACAUGUAAAUAUAAUUAAAUAUGGAAUAUGGAAAUAG